AUGCGACAUUCACUCCCGUUCCGCACACUCAAUCCCGUCGCCCGCACUCCCGUCGCUCACACUCCCGACGCUCACACUCCCGCCCUCACACUGAUGUCGCUCACAAUUCCGUCCUCACAAUUCCGUCGCCUACUCACUCCGGCCUCUCACGAACUCCCGUCCCUCAAUGCGUCCCGUCACUCACGCACUUUCGUCCCGCGCUCACCUCGUAGUGCGCGGUACUCCCUCCCGCUCCGCAGUCACUGUCGUCCCGAAUUCUCACCCUCCUCACGCAAGAACGAUGCCAUCGUGCUCUCUCCCUCCCUCACUCAAUCCCGUCCCUCUCUCAUACCCGUCCCUCUCUCACACCCGUCCCUCUCUCACACCUGUUCCUCUCUCACACCCGUCCCUCUCUCACACCCGUCCCUCUCUCACACCCGUCCCUCUCUCAUACCCGUCCCUCUCUCACACCCGUCCCUCUCUCACACCCGUCCCUCUCUCAUACCCGUCCCUGCUGCCCCCAGGUGCCACGUGGCAUCUGGGGUGGUCACCUCUCCAUGCAUCCCCCUCUCUGCCUCUCUCGUCCAAGCCCUCGAAGCCCAUCCCCUCCUUUUCCUCUCAGCCGUUCUCUCCCCUCCUUCCUCAUCCCCUCUCCUCCUUUCCCUCUCAGCCCCUCUCAGCCAUUCUCCUCCUUUCCCUCUCAGCCCCUGUCCUCCUUUCCCUCUCAACCCAUCUCCUCCUUUCCCCCAUGUCCUUCCCUCCGUUUCCCCCCUUUUUAUCUCUCCCUUUCCCCAUUUCCCCCCUUUUCAUCUCUCCCUUAUCCCGUUUCCCCCCCUUGUCCUUCCCUCCGUUUCCCCACUUGUCCUUCCCUCCGUUUCCCCACUUGUCCUUCCCUCCGUUUCCCCACUUGUCCUUCCCUCCCUUUCCCCCAUGUCCUUCCUUGCGUUUUCCCCCUUAUUUCUCCCUCCCUUACGCCCAUGUCCCUCCCCUUCUCUUACCUCGCCCAUCCUUCCCACCUGCUCGGCAUUUCGUCAUUGGCUCCGCGCUAUGGCGGCCCGGCGAAUCCCCGCUACCGUCGCUGCACUUGCCGCCGCAACUGCCGCUGGAUUCGCGUCCGCGAUCGCCAUUCUCGUCCUCUCGCGGCCGCUCCACUCGCUUCCCGCCAUUCUCCAUGCCUUCCUCCUCCGCGUCCUGCGCCGCAUCUCACGCACCUUCCUCGCUAAUUGCGCUGGCUUCAAAUUACUCCACAACACGCGAUCCGUCCUCUCGUCGUCUAUCGAGGCGCCUCCAGUCUCGUCGCUCCCGGUAUCGUCUGAUCAAAAUGCACCGCCCGCGUCUCAAUGCCGCCUCAAUUUGAACGGCUGCAAUACUGACGGCUUCAAGAAUCCUCCAGCAACAGAUGCGACUGGCCUUGCGAUUAACCGUGCGACCCUUGCGACUUGCCAGGAGCAGGGGACGUCGCAUAAAUGCGACGGGCCAGAAUCUGCAACCGGCAUCCGUGAGAUCCACGAACCUUCGCGGAAGGGCCGCGACGGGCUGGUGGCGGCGAUCGGCAACACGCCGCUGAUCCGCAUCGCGAGUCUGUCCGCUGCGACGGGCUGCGAGAUCUACGGCAAGGCGGAGUUCGUCAACCCAGGAGGGAGCGUCAAAGACCGCGUGGCUCUACGGAUCGUGCAGGAGGCGCUCGAGUCCGGGCAGCUGAAACCAGGAGGGCUGAUAACGGAGGGCAGUGCGGGCAGCACAGGUGUCGCGCUCGCAUUGGUCGCCGCGGCGUUUGGCUGCCGCUGCUUCGUGGCCAUGCCGGACGAUGCUGCUGUGGAGAAGGCCGAGGCAAUGAGGGCAUUGGGCGCCGAGGUGGUGCGCGUUCGCCCAGUGUCCAUCACCCAUCCGAUGCACUUUGUGAACGUUGCACAGCGACGAGCCGAGGAGGAGAGGGAGGGAGGAGAGGCAAGGAGGAGAGCGGAGGAGGAUGAGAAAGGGAUGAGACGAGGAGAGGAAGGGGAGAUGGAUAAACGGCAAGGGGUGGCAGUGGGGGAAGAGGAUGCGGCAGUGGGAGAAGAGGAUGCGGCAGAGUGGAGAGGAGGCGAGGAUGGGGGCUUGAAGAGGGGCGGGACGACAGGAGGAGAGAAUGUGACGAGUGAGAGCAGUUGUAGUGGCUCCUCUGUUGACCGUUUUGACUCCGUGGCCAAUCAUGCUGUGCCAUGUGGCAGCAGCAGCAGCAGCAGCAGCGGCGGCGGCGGCGGCGGCGGCGGGGGCGGCAGUGGUUUCUUUGCGGAUCAGUUUGAGAACCUGGCCAACUACCGAGCGCACUACUGCGGCACGGGGCCUGAGAUCUGGAGGCAGACGGGCGGUGCAGUGGAUGCUUUUCUUGCUGCUGCUGGCACUGGGGGGACCAUCGCUGGGAUUUCGUGCUAUCUCAAGGAGCAAAAUCCUGCAGUGAAGGUCUACUUGAUCGACCCUCCAGGCUCCAGUCUCUUUCACAAGGUGACACGCGGAGUGCUGUACACUCGGCAGGAGGCGGAGGGGAAGAGGCUGCGCAACCCCUUUGAUACGAUCACUGAGGGCAUUGGUAUCAACCGGCUGACGGCUAAUUUCAAUGCUGCACGGAUCGAUGGGGCGUUCAGAGGGACGGAUAGAGAGGCCGUUGAGAUGGCGCGCUUCCUGCUGCGCAGCGACGGGCUCUUCAUCGGGUCCUCCUCUGCAAUGAACUGUGUGGGUGCCGUGCGGGUAGCUGAACAGCUGGGCCCCGGGCACACCAUCGUGACCAUUCUGUGCGACAGUGGCUUCCGGCACCUCAGCAAGUUCCAUAAUGAGGGGUAUUUGAGAAGCCAGGGGCUGCUCCCCUCUGCGACAGGGCUUGAGUUUCUGGGUGGGAGGUUUGCGGAGCAGGGGUGA
This is a messenger RNA of Closterium sp. Yama58-4, 2874 nucleotides long. NCBI's taxonomy places the organism in Eukaryota, Viridiplantae, Streptophyta, Zygnematophyceae, Desmidiales, Closteriaceae. The record is from the annotation of a GenBank genome assembly.